Molecule: messenger RNA, 1242 nt
Organism: Suhomyces tanzawaensis NRRL Y-17324
Lineage: Eukaryota; Fungi; Ascomycota; Pichiomycetes; Serinales; Debaryomycetaceae
Gene: POT1
Product: acetyl-CoA C-acyltransferase
Exons: 1
Coding region: 1-1242 (413 amino acids)
Biological process (GO): phenylacetate catabolic process; fatty acid beta-oxidation
Cellular component (GO): peroxisome
Molecular function (GO): acetyl-CoA C-acyltransferase activity
Source: RefSeq, a predicted model, not a curated record
AUGGAAAGAUUAAACCAAUUAAGCGGUCAAUUGAGCCCAUCCUCCAAGCAAGCCUUGCUCAAAAAGAACCCUGACGACGUCGUCAUCGUUGGCGCUUACAGAACCGCCUUGACCAGAGGUGGCAAGGGUAAGUUCAAGGACGUGGGCUCCGACUACAUCUUGACUGCGUUCUUGAAGGAGUUCGUCAAGAAGACCGGCGUGGACGUCAACUUGAUCGAGGACGUUGCUGUCGGUAACGUGCUUAACCGUUCUGCUGGUGCUUUCGAGCACCGUGGUGCUGCUUUGGCUUCUGGUAUUCCAAACACAGCUGCGUUUGUCGCCAUCAACAGACAAUGUUCCUCGGGAUUGAUGGCUGUUUCCGACAUUGCCAACAAGAUCAAGACAGGCGAAAUCGACUGUGGUUUGGCUGCAGGUGUCGAGUCCAUGUCUUCCAACUACGGCCCUCAAUCUCUCCCAAAGGUGUCUGAACAAUUGCAGAACGACCCAGAAAUGCAAAAGUGUUUGAUCCCUAUGGGUAUCACCAACGAGAACGUGGUCAAGAAGCACAACAUCCCUAGAAGCAAGCAGGACGCCUUUGCUGCUGCCUCUUACCAAAAGGCUGAGAAGGCUGUCUCCUCGGGUGCCUUCAAGGACGAAAUCUUGCCUAUCGAAUCGUUCUUGGCUGAAGAAGAUGACGACGAAAACGUCACCUGGAAGUCCAUCGUUGUCGACACCGAUGAAGGUCCAAGACCAGGUGUCACUGCCGAAUCCUUAGGCAAGUUGAAGCCAGCCUUCGCCAAGGACGGUACCACCCACGCUGGUAACGCCUCGCAAGUCUCUGACGGUGCCGCCGCCGUCUUGUUGAUGAGAAGAUCUUUGGCUGAACAAAAGGGCUACAAGAUCGAAGGUAAGUUCGUUCUCUGUACCUCCGCUGGUGUUCCACCAGAAAUCAUGGGUAUUGGUCCAGCUGUUGCCAUUCCAAGAGUUUUGCAAAAGACCGGCUUGAAGGUCAGCGACGUCGAUGUUUUCGAAGUCAACGAAGCUUUCGCUGCUCAAUGUUUAUACUCCGCUGAAAGCGUCAACAUCCCAUCCGAGAAGUUGAACAUCCGUGGUGGUGCCAUCGCUUUGGGCCAUCCAUUGGGUGCCACUGGUGCCAGACAAUAUGCUACCAUCUUGAGAUUGUUGAAGCCAGGUCAAAUCGGUUUGACUUCCAUGUGUAUUGGUACUGGUAUGGGUGCCGCUUCCGUCCUUAUCAAGGAGUAA